AUGGGCUGUAGACAUUCAUCAUCACCACCAGAAUCACCAAUUAAAUUAGUACAAAAUGGUGGUCCAGUUAUAUUAAAAAGUAAAAUAUCAAUACAGCGUACACAAGUUAUUGAUCAACGAAUAUCAAAUGGUAUGAAAACAUCUAGAUUAUCAAUAUCUUCAAAAAAAAUAUGUCGUUCAUUAUCUCGUUUAACAGUAUCAUUUGCAGCAUUAUCUCUCGAACAAACACUUGAUGGUCAUGGUAAACAUUUAAUUAAACGAUUUGAACUUGAUACACCUUGUCUUCUACUUGAUGUUUCACGAACGCAUACUCUAUUAGUUGAUGGUAGAAAACUUCGUCUAAUUAAUAUGGAAACAAUGAAUAUUGAAACAAAUAUUCUACCAAUUGAUUGUAAAGAUAUUCAAGAAAUAGCUUGGUCAUCAAAACUUAAUACAUUUCUUCUUCUUACAACUGAUCAAUUAUAUCAAACUAGUUGUAAACAUUUACAUCCAAUACCUAUUCAUCAAAUUCAGUUCAUUGCUGAAGGUCCUCGAAAAUCAUACAUGGCCGUAGAUGGAGAUGAUUUACUUAUAAAUCGUUCAUUUGGAUAUGAUAUUCGUCGUUAUUCUCUUACAAAUUUUAAUCUUGUUCAAUCACCUCGUGCAUAUAGAGAAAGUGAAAAUAUUUGUGUAACAACUAUUCGAUUAAAUUCAAAUAAAAUUUUAGCUCUUGCUAUUUCUAUUUCUAAACAACAAAUGAUUGAUUUAGUUAAUUUAAAUACUGAUCAACUUAUACAUCGAAUUAAUUUUAAUACAGGUGAAAAUAUUUUAUAUCCUAUUGAUUUACAUAAUCAUGGACAAUGGUUUGUUAAAACAUGUACACCUUAUGUUAAUAUUGGUCAUUGUUUAAUAUCAUUAAAUGGACAAAUUACAAGACUUACACUUUUUCCUAAUCAAGAUAAUUUUAUACGUUCUCUUUGUACAAGUCCUGAUUAUCGAUGGUUACUUGUUGGUCGACAACAUGCACUUGAAUUGUAUCAACUUUAA
Molecule: messenger RNA, 1026 nt
Organism: Rotaria sordida
Lineage: Eukaryota; Metazoa; Rotifera; Eurotatoria; Philodinida; Philodinidae
Source: the annotation of a GenBank genome assembly